This is a messenger RNA of Parnassius mnemosyne (clouded apollo), 411 nucleotides long. Lineage: Eukaryota; Metazoa; Arthropoda; Insecta; Lepidoptera; Papilionidae. The record is from the annotation of a GenBank genome assembly.
AUGCUUAGCUUUCUGAGCUUCACUGCACACUGGCUUUAUAAGGACUUUGGUCUACAAAAUAGAGUUCUGCAAACGAAAAAUUUUACUGACUUUUACUCAGGUGAUCUUAUUCGUUCUGUUCUAGAAGAGUUAUCUGCAACUUGGGACAUAACUUCGCAUAUCUACGUGAUUAUGAGAGAUAAUGGUCCCAAUAUGGUGAAAGCCAUUGAUGAAAGUCUGUUUGAAGGCAAGGGGUGUUUUAUACAUACGUUGCAAUUGGCGAUUAAAGCUUCAUUACAGGUUGUAAACGUAAAUGAUGAUUUGACCUCUGCUAGAAGAAUAGUGACACAAUUCAAUCACUUAAGCACGGUGCAAGAAAAGCUGAAAAAUAUCCAGAAAGAACUGAAUCUUGCUGAGCAUCAGUUUGUAUAG